CUUCCUCUUCUGACCUCCUCUGUGAGUCUGGUGAGACAGGAGAUCUGAAGACAAAUUGGGAAAAUGGACCAAAGCUGACAGAGAGCAAUGACUGAGAUUUAUUUCAAGUUCCGUGGAAACCUGACUGGCCGCGUCCACCUCCCGACUCUGGCUACAGAAGUAGACACAGCAGCAGACAAAUAUUCUGGCCUCUAUGUGUAUGUGGGACUGUUCCUAACCCUCCUGGCCCUGCUCCUGAUCCUGCUUUUCUCCAUGCUCCUGCGCCUGAAGCACGUGGUGUCCCCCAUCACCUCCCCAGAGGGCACCGAGAACGCGCAGCAGUUCACGGACGUGGAGAUGCACAGCAGGAUCCCCAGCACGUAGGGAGCCCACAGAAAACAGGGAAAGGUGUUUUAGUGCUUGGAAAAGGUGUUUCAUUCAGCA
Molecule: messenger RNA, 423 nt
Organism: Oenanthe melanoleuca
Lineage: Eukaryota; Metazoa; Chordata; Aves; Passeriformes; Muscicapidae
Gene: SERTM2
Product: serine rich and transmembrane domain containing 2
Exons: 1
Coding region: 88-363 (91 amino acids)
Cellular component (GO): intracellular membrane-bounded organelle
Source: RefSeq, a predicted model, not a curated record